This is a messenger RNA of Geodia barretti, 2594 nucleotides long. NCBI's taxonomy places the organism in Eukaryota, Metazoa, Porifera, Demospongiae, Tetractinellida, Geodiidae. The record is from the annotation of a GenBank genome assembly.
GUCAACAAGUGUACCGCGCGACCGUGGACCAUUGCUCUCGAAAGAGACGUGUUUUUCACGGCAAUCUGAAGAAAGGCUCGAAGGAAUUAUUCUGAAACAGGCUGGGAAAUGGGGAAGGGUGAGUUUUGUGCCGAAAUCGGAGCGUUUUACGCGGCACGUAGCGCGAGAUCGAGACAUGACCACUCGUCCUAGUAAACUGAAGUUGCUACUGUGCAGCACCAGGCCCCUGUGGUGGCCGAAGCUACGCGAGACAGUAUUCCGCCACUACGCGCUUCGGAUAAUACGGUUCUAGUCAACAACAUGGAGUACCCGCUACUCGCCGGGAAGCUGCCUCGCUCGGAGGGACAGGAAUUCAGCGAGCACAACCUACCGCUGCACGGCGGGAAAGACACGAUGGUACUCGCAGAGCAAGAGCAGCGCGAAGGGAUGGGUUCCAUCGCGUUCGGAAACGAAACGCUCGCGAUUCCGUCGACGGAAAACUUUCCCAACAACGUGGCGGACCACGAAGCUAUCAGCCGCGAGGUGAAAGAGAGAGUCCGCGAGGCGAAGGAGAGAGUCCGCGAGGCGAAGGAGAAGCAACUGGAGGAAAUGCUGGGAGGAUUUGCAGGACUCGAAGGUGAUGGAUGUGCUCGCACGACUCCUGGGUCACCCGAAACGCGAGAAAAUCUACAUCGAUCCGCGAGCCAUCGAGGCUGUUUCGGAGCGAGGGAAACAGUGCGGAGGAGGAGGAGGAAGCGGUGGCUCGGGAGGUACCAGUCAAGGAAGCCAGACUGAAUCGAACGCGAGUCAGAGUGGACAGAGCGGCCAGAGCUCCCUCGUGAUUGGAGGGUUCGGUAGUGGAGGGGGAGGUGUGGGGGGCGCUGGGGGCGGAGACGACGACCCUAACAACCAUCUCCCCUUCAAUCCCGUCCCGUCCCACUACAACGACAUGGUUGUGUUGAAGAACAGGGCAUGACUGAAGACGAGCAGCUGCGCCACGCCAUGUCUGCCAUUCUGGAUGUGGGAGAAGUGAUGGUUAACGAUCCUCUCUUCCCCCAGUUCACCAGGCCCUACGAGGAGCCGCUGUCGGCGAGUCUCGAAUCGACGCGGACUGGGGGUAUCCCCGAGGAAAUGGAAUUUGACAUCGACACAUUGUGUCAAUCAGUAAACGAUUACUAUCUGCCUGCCGAGCCCGUGAUGGCUGUCGAGCCAGCCGAAGAGACCACACUCACUUCCUACCAACCUCUUCAGCAAACACCGUUGGAGAUUUCGCAAUCCGUGGGGUGGGAACUCGACUUUACAGAGUCUCUCCAGACGCUGGUGGAGCCCGUGCAGACCCAGUCAACGACUCCGCAUUCGCAGCCGGUCCUACCGUCCCAACCUCCGCUACCAAUGAACAGUGAGAUCCCGGCCCAGCAGGCAAUGGUUCCUCCUCCUCAUUCGAUGGUGAUGCAGCCAGCUCAACAUGCUAGUGGGCUAACUGCUACGGAGGAAUCGUCCGAGAUCAAGGAAUCUUUUGACAUCAUCCAUCUCAUCAACCCACUCACCAGCAAGCGCCCGAGUUUCGGAGGUCACCUUCUGAGCUUCUCCGGCAACGUCCUGCGUUACCCCGGAGUUACUCCGACUACUCCACACCCUCCUCUGUCCCCCACUCCUUCAGCUCACUCCAACAUGGCCGCCUCUCCGUUACCGCAUUCGAUCGGCAUCAAUCCACUCCCAUCCCCGCUCCCCCCACUUACUCCAACAAGCUUGGCCCCCAUUCCGUCACCCCGACCCCCAUCUACUCCGGGUACCCCAUGUACCCCAGCGACCUCUCGCACCUUCGGCCCCUUCGUCAUUGACACUUCCAUCAAAGGAGACAAGCGUGUUUUCGAGUUGAGUACCUCCCAAGACUUGAUCCUCCAACCAACGUGGCCUGGCCGUGCGAGCAAUGUUCUUCAUCAACACGUUCUACGGCGGCGUGUACCGCUGUGCCAAGCAGGAGGUGGAUCUGAAGGUCGCGACCGAUGUUCAUGCAAAGAUGUGCGAGUUUGACUUUGACGAUUAUCCUACCCUCACAGUCACUUUCAGCGUGCCCAAACACUGCAAACCGCUAAAGCAGUGGCUGAAGAAGAACACAGACCUCAAAGAUCGCCUCCUCGUCCUCCAGCAAGUCCUCAACACCAUCGCCACAAUCCACACGCGAGGGCACGAAGACACUCUCUCUCUGUGGGGGAGUUUCAUGGUUUGGGUCGCGAGUGAUCUGAGAGCGUAUCUGCUUGUCGACUUUCCAGUCCUACUCAGAAAACAAGAGGCAAGCAAUGCAGUUCAUAACACUGUUUUGCCAGUAGUUGCCGAGGGAUGUGAUGCAAUAAUUGGGGAAUUUUGUUAGCUAAUGAAUGUUAAAAUGGCCCAGACAGCGUGACUAGCUGUGUAUACUAUCAAGGGCUACUAUUAUUCAUGAUUUUGUGUGCCGUCCAUGUGGUUACUGUAUUACUCUCUGACCACUUCCUCCUAUAGGAGGCGGCACAGUGUGAGAGAUCGUAGAAUGGACCCUCGCAUGCUCGAUGUGAUUGCAGUCAGCGAAAUCUACACCAAUCUCGUGCCUCCUUGCAUCGGGAAAGGCGAUUCAUGGG